CUUCUCUUGCAGCAAUUACAGCCGUCCUCCUCUCCCAAUCUCAUUCGAUUCCCUCUCCGCCGCCGCCGCCGCCGCCGCCGCCAUGUCCCCGUCGCUCCUCCUGCUUCCCUCCUCCACUUCCACUUACAGUAAGAGGGUUCCGCCUCCGCAGUCCCGCUGCUUCGCCUCUCCCUCGCGCGUCUCCUUCCCCCCGCGGGCGCGCCACCGCAUCCGCCUCGUGCGCGCCGCCGAGCAGCCCGACGGUGCCGCCUCCUCUGGCUCUGGAGACGACGCCACGGCCAACCCAACCAACAACGGCCUGCCCAAGAACAGGAGGGAUAUUCUCCUGGAAUAUGUAAAAAAUGUCCAGCCAGAGUUUAUGGAGCUUUUCAUAAAAAGAGCUCCAGCGCAGGUUGUUGAGGCCAUGCGGCAAACGGUGACUAAUAUGAUCGGGACUUUACCACCACAAUUUUUUGCUGUAACUGUCACGACGGUUGCUGAAAAUCUGGCUCAGCUUAUGUACAGUGUCCUAAUGACUGGAUACAUGUUUAGGAACGCACAGUACCGUCUGGAGUUGCAACAGAGUUUGGAGCAGAUUGCUCUUCCUGAACCGAAAGAAGAAGAGGAUUCAGCAGAUUACGCUCCUGGAACCCAGAAAAAGGUGACCGGGGAAGUAAUCCGAUGGAACAAGGCCACUGGGCCUGAGAGAAUCGACGCCGUAAAAUAUAUAGAGUUGCUUGAGGCAGAGAUCGAUGAGCUGAGCCGCCAAGUGGCUAGGAAAUCAUCGCAGGGAAGUAAUGAGCUGUUGGAGUACCUGAAGAGCCUAGAACCUCAGAAUUUGAAGGAACUCACGAGUACUGCUGGGGAAGACGUCGUUUUCGCUAUGAAUGCGUUCAUAAAGCGUCUCCUGGCUGUCUCGGAUCCGGAGAAGAUGAAGACAACGGUUUCAGAAACAAGCGCAAACCAGCUAGCGAACCUGCUGUUUUGGUUGAUGAUGGUCGGGUACAGCAUGCGCAACAUCGAGGUGCGUUUCGACAUGGAGCGGGUGCUGGGGGCUCCCCCGAAGGUUGCCGAGUUACCACCUGGAGAGACCAUCUAAUUAUUCUUUUCUAGUGGUAUUUACUAGUAUUUAUUAGGAGGAGGAGGAGGAGAGGAUUUGCUAUUGCUAUCAUACCACCGGGAUUUUACUGUACUGUAGAUGGAGGAGAGGCUUUGAAAUGUUUUUGGUUGGUGUUAUUGGCCAUUGCUUACCUACUAUAUUGUGUAGUAGUAAGUACAUGAUUGAUGAUACAAAGAUGAACAUGAUACCUCAUAGUUCAUACACUACACCAGACAUAUGAUGAUGCAUGAUCAUCUACCACUUGUCUUGAUUCA
Messenger RNA from Setaria italica (foxtail millet), 1353 nucleotides. RefSeq lists its product as uncharacterized. The transcript has 7 exons. The coding region runs from base 83 to 1078 and encodes 331 amino acids. NCBI's taxonomy places the organism in Eukaryota, Viridiplantae, Streptophyta, Magnoliopsida, Poales, Poaceae. The record is from RefSeq and is a predicted model, not a curated record.